Molecule: messenger RNA, 1117 nt
Organism: Saprolegnia parasitica CBS 223.65
Lineage: Eukaryota; Oomycota; Saprolegniomycetes; Saprolegniales; Saprolegniaceae
Exons: 8
Coding region: 92-1054 (320 amino acids)
Source: RefSeq, a predicted model, not a curated record
GAAAACUUCGAUUUUCGCCAUUCGACGAUAGAAAAGCGCUGUCCAUCUUGAUGACGCUGCUGCAACGUUUCAUUUCGAGAAAGGCCGAAGCAUGGACCCGACGCACGACGACGACAACAACAGCAACCACCACGACGACGAGAGCCACGUGGCACCGGCCAAGACGACGUACGUGGUCCAGGAAGGCGACACGCUCAUGGGCAUCGCCAUCAAACACGGCCUGCGUGAGUUUGACCUGCGCCAAUCCAACCACCUUCUUGGCGGCCACGCAAUCUACCAGGGCCAAGUGCUCAAGAUCCGCCAGCGCAUUCGCGCGCGCAGCCAGAGCCUGCCGUCCAAAGCGCUCCACGACUUUUUGCCCAACGAUGCGUCGCGCCGGAGCUCGAGCCAGACCAUGAUUGCGAUCCCAGAGCACAAGAUCCCAGAGCACAAGAACCCGCCGAGCAACCAGCACGACCCAACCGACGACGACGAGAAGCGGCCUGUCUCCCCGACGAUCAAGGAGCCCGCGCACGAGCCGCUGCUCCUCGCGACUCCUCACGACAUCCUGUCGCACCCAAGCUACACAAAGUAUCUGGUUCCGAGGCUCGAGGCAUGCCUGCCGGCGCGUCACCGCGGCUACGACUGGAAGAUUGCCUACAGCCUCGCACAGCACGGCGCGAGCCUUGGAACGCUCUAUCGCAACGUGCGCGGCAAGCGGCCCACGAUCGUGGUCGUCGAGACGGGCGACGGCGACGUCUUUGGCGCCUUUGCGUCCAUGCCGUGGACCCCGUCGACGUCGUACUAUGGCACGGGCGAAUGCUUCCUCUUCACGUGCUACCCGUCCUUUGAGCAUUUUGCGUGGAAGGGCACGAACGCCAUGAUCAUGUUCAGCAACGAGUCGAUGAUGGCCAUGGGCGGCGGCGGCGGGUUUGCAUGGGCUGUCAACAGCGACCUCUCGCGGGGCACGAGUGCCCACAGCCUCACUUUUGAGAACCGGUGCUUGGCCCACCGACCGGACUUUGACGUGAUCAACUUUGAAGUCUGGGAGCUCGUGUCCAAGUACACCGACUAGGGACCGAGUUGCCAAUUUGCGUGUACACUAGCUAUUAUUAUUUUAAUUUCAUUCCGUCGUUAC